CGUCUCGUGUGCUUGAGGUAAACACGCUUUUAUGACAAACACAAUGGAAUGAUAAUAGUAACGGAUAAAUCGGCAUCAAAGUUCGCUCUUAUCAGGGAGAACCAUGUACGGUUUUGUGAAUUACGCUCUGGAACUUCUAGUUGUGAAAACAUUCGACAACGAAACAUGGGAAGCGAUAAAGAAAGAUGCGGCUGUCAAUAUGGAGGGACAGUUCCUUGUUCGACAAAUUUAUGAUGAUGAAAUAACAUAUAACAUUAUUUCUGCGGCUGUCAAUCGACUAAAAAUACCUGCAAAUGAAAUACUCGAACUUUUUGGUCGGAUGUUUUUUGAGUUCUGUCAAGAUUCUGGAUAUGACAAAAUUCUUCAAGUGCUUGGCGCUACUCCCAGAGAUUUUUUACAGAACUUGGAUGCACUCCAUGAUCACUUGGGCACACUUUAUCCCGGAAUGAGAGCACCAUCAUUCCGUUGCACUGAGCGACCCGAGGAUGGUGCCCUCGUCCUGCAUUACUAUUCUGAUCGGCCGGGUCUGGAGCACAUUGUUAUAGGUAUAGUAAAAACAGUAGCAAAAAAACUCCAUGGAACGGAUGUUGAUAUGCAGAUAUUGAAAACAAAAGAAGAGUGCGAUCAUGUGCAAUUUCUCAUCACUGAUUCUUCAACACCAUCCGGAACGAUGACAAAACCAAUGACAACUGAGCUUGAAACUCUCUCAAUUGAACCAAAAGUCAGUCCAGCUACCUUCUGUCGUGUUUUUCCAUUUCACCUGAUGUUUGAUCGAGACCUAACCAUUGUACAAACAGGAUGCACAAUAACGAGGGUGAUACCCCAAGUUACGAGUGGUAUUUGCAAGUUAAACGACAUUUUAUUGACGGUGAGACCACAUCUGGAACUCACAUUCGAAAAUAUAUUGUCUCACAUCAACACUGUUUACGUGCUCAAAACAAAAAAAGGAGUGAUGAGGGUUGAAGCCUCGGAGGAAUUUUCCAAUCUUCGUUUGAAGGGACAAAUGUUGUAUAUACCCGAGUCAGACUUGGUUAUCUUUUUAUGCUAUCCAAGCGUGAUGAAUCUCGACGAUCUUACAAGACGAGGUCUUUAUCUCAGUGACGUACCACUACAUGAUGCUACACGAGAUUUAGUUUUGAUGUCAGAACAAUUUGAAGCAGAUUAUAAGUUAACAAGAAACUUGGAACUCCUAACUGACAAGUUACAGCAAACGUAUCGCGAACUCGACGGAGAGAAACAAAAAACCGACAGAUUACUCUACUCAGUCUUACCAAUAUCUGUAGCCAAUGAGUUGAGACACUCGAGACCAGUACCAGCUAAAAGAUACGGCUGUGUAACACUUUUGUUUUCCGGGAUCGUUGGAUUUAGUUCAUAUUGUGCUGCUCACACUGAUUCAAGUGGUGCUAUGAAAAUCGUUAAUAUGCUUAAUCAACUCUAUACUGCAUUUGAUGUCUUAACUGAUCCAAAGAAGAACCCUAAUGUCUACAAGGUGGAAACUGUUGGUGACAAGUACAUGGCGGUCAGCGGGUUACCCGAGCCUUGUCAUAGUCAUGCACGAUGCAUAGCACGGCUUGCCCUAGACAUGAUGGAUCUUGCUGCUGAUGAAGUUCAAAUAGAUGGUGAACCAGUGAAAAUCACUAUCGGUAUCCACAGCGGUGAGGUUGUAACUGGAGUGAUCGGACAUCGAAUGCCGCGCUAUUGCCUAUUUGGUAAUACCGUCAACCUCACAAGUAGAACGGAAACAACUGGAGAGCCCGGAAAAAUAAAUGUUUCUGAGGAUGCUUAUAGGUAUUUAUGCAUGCCUGAAAAUCAGGAUCCACAAUUUCUACUAGAAUAUCGGGGACCAGUGACCAUGAAAGGCAAAUCCGAUCCUAUGAAUGUGUGGUUUCUAUCAAGAGAAAGGGAAUUAUCAUCAUAAACAUAAAUACAUGUCAAAGGUCAUAAUAGUCCGUUAAGAACGAUAAAACUUUCUAUUUACAAUAGCAAUAAUGAAAAAAAAUUUUGCUUAUCUUAAUAUAAAAUAAUGACAUUGUAAUAAAAAAAAAAAUAUUCGUGUAAAAUUGUGAAGUAAUUAAAAAAGUAUAGAAACAAAGUCAAGUAACGGUAUUUAUAAGGUAUUUGAUGGUACUUAAAAACUUAACAUCAAUUACAAUUUCAUUAUGUAAAUGAUAAAAGCCAAUAUUAUUUUAUGAAUGAAUAAUUUUUGAAAUGAUCAAAUAUUCAUAACACUAUCAUAGAAAAAUUGACUUCAUUUCACAUAAAUUGAAAAUAAAGAUUGUUAAAGACUAAAUGGUUUGAUAUUAAAUAUAAAAAGAUAUCGAAAAUGAGAAAAAAACCAAUGAAACCAGUACGACCAGAAAGCGAUGAGGUACAAAAAAAAAAGUGCAAUGAAACCUGUUUGAUCUGCUGGUUCCAUGCACAAUGUAAAGAUGUUUUCGAAUAUAAUAUAUAAAAAUUUCUGUUUAA
Chelonus insularis is the source of this 2466-nucleotide messenger RNA. RefSeq names its product guanylate cyclase soluble subunit beta-1-like (gene Gycbeta100B). Gene Ontology annotation, biological process: response to oxygen levels; cGMP biosynthetic process. The transcript has 14 exons. Lineage: Eukaryota; Metazoa; Arthropoda; Insecta; Hymenoptera; Braconidae. The record is from RefSeq and is a predicted model, not a curated record. Gene Ontology annotation, molecular function: heme binding; guanylate cyclase activity. Gene Ontology annotation, cellular component: guanylate cyclase complex, soluble. Bases 104 to 1918 code for a protein of 604 amino acids.